Molecule: messenger RNA, 1041 nt
Organism: Diplodia corticola
Lineage: Eukaryota; Fungi; Ascomycota; Dothideomycetes; Botryosphaeriales; Botryosphaeriaceae
Product: short chain dehydrogenase
Exons: 2
Coding region: 1-1041 (346 amino acids)
Cellular component (GO): cytoplasm
Molecular function (GO): oxidoreductase activity, acting on the CH-OH group of donors, NAD or NADP as acceptor
Source: RefSeq, a predicted model, not a curated record
AUGGCAGCCGCUCCAGCCUCAGCUCCACUUCCUUUCUCCGUCGACGGCAAGACCGCAAUCGUGACUGGUGCUGGUUCUGGCAUCAACCUCGAAUUCGCGCGCCUCCUGCUCUCGCGCAACUGCAACGUCGUCUUCGCCGACCUCGCGCUGCGGCCGGAGGCGCAGGCGCUCGUCGACGAGCACUCGUCGGCCGACCCGCCCGCCGCCGCGCGCGCCCUCUUCGUCAAGACGGACGUGACGGCGUGGCCGGAGCUGCGCCAGCUCUUCGCCGCCACGCUCGCGGCCUUUGGCGACUUCGACGUCCUCUGCCCCGGCGCGGGCGUCUACGAGCCGCUCUGGUCCAACUUCUGGCACCCGCCCGGCUGCUCGCCCGCGUCGCGCGACGACGCCGACGCCGGCCGCUACAAGCUGCUCGACAUCAACGUCACGCACCCCAUCCGCGCCACGCAGCUGGCCCUGAGCCUGUGGCUGCAUCCGCCUCCGCCGCCGUCUCCCUCGGCGUCCGACGACGACGCCAACGGCUCCGCGGCGGAUCUGCAGAAGACGCCGGUCAAAGCCAGCCCGCUCAACCCCAAGCGCGUCGUGCACAUCAGCAGCGUCGCGGGGCAGGUGCCCAACUUCAACGCGCCCCUCUACGCCGCCAGCAAGUUCGCCGUCUCGGGCUUCGUCCGCAGCAUGGCGCCGCUCGAGCCCACGGCCGGCGUCCGCGUCAACGCCGUCGCCCCGGGCCUCAUCAAGACGCCGCUGUGGACCGAGCACCCGGAGAAGCUGGCCUUCGUCGACGACGCCCGCGACGGCUGGGCGACGCCAGAGGAGGUGGCGCACGCCAUGCUCAAGUGCGUCGAGGACCCGGCGCUGGUGGGCGGGUCGGUCUUGGAGGUCGGCAAGGAGAAUACGAGGGUCGUGGGCGUGUUUGAUGAUCCGGGGCCGGAUAGGGAUCCGAGGAAGGGGCUGUGUGCGAGUAAUAGCGCGAAUGGGACAAAGGAGAUUUGGGGCUGGUUGGCGGAUGAGGCGGUUUGGGGGUGGAAGGAGAAGCUGUAG